Molecule: messenger RNA, 3058 nt
Organism: Punica granatum (pomegranate)
Lineage: Eukaryota; Viridiplantae; Streptophyta; Magnoliopsida; Myrtales; Lythraceae
Source: RefSeq, a predicted model, not a curated record
CCUAGAAUUAGAAUUAGAUUGUUGAAAACAAAAUCCCCAAUUCGGAUGGAAACCCUAGCCCUAAUUUUAGUCCGAUCAUCAAUCAAAUCCUCUACCAUACGUGGAGCUAUCUCCGGUCCUUCAUCUCUCUCUGCUCUCCCUGCCGUGCAGGCACUUCUUUGUGCGUGAUCCGCUAGAUGUAUGUAGCUGCAGUGCGGAAGAAGUUGUUGUCGUUUUGAGUCUGUUGGAGAUGGAGGGUGGUUCAGGAUCAGGCGCCGCGGAUUGUAGCCCCGGAUCCAUUGUGUGGGUCCGGAGGAGGAACGGCUCAUGGUGGCCCGGCAAGAUAUUGGGUCCUGAGGAGCUUUCAGAUUCUCAUCUAACUUCACCUCGUGCAGGGACUCCAGUCAAGCUCCUGGGCAGAGAAGAUGCUAGCAUAGACUGGUACAACUUGGAGAGAUCAAAGCGUGUUAAGGCCUUUCGAUGCGGAGAGUUUGAUGAUUGUAUUGAAAAAGUAGAAUCAUCUCAGGCUACUCCAACGAAAAAGCGAGAGAAGUAUGCUAGUCGAGAAGAUGCCAUUCUUCAUGCUCUUGAACUCGAGAAGGAACUAUUGAGGAAGCAAGGAAAAGUCGAUAUCGCUAAUAAACUUACUGGAAGCAAGUCAUCAGUGGCCACUGAAAGGAGUUUAGUCGUGCCUUCAGGAUUACUAGGGAAUGGAAGACAACCAACUGAUAAUCCUUUGUCAUCUCACGUCAUCAGGAGAUUUUCCAAGGAUGAGAUACCAAACGUCGCUUCAUAUUCGCAGAAGGGGAGGUACGGUAAUGAAAUCUUUCAGGAAGAUGGUCUUCUUGAAAAUGUACCUCGUAUGAGAGGAUUGCAAGAUUUUGGACUCAAAAUUGCCACUCCCAAGCGGAAGCUGCCAUCCUCAAUUACUAUGAAUGGAUUCAUGAAUCCUAGGAUGAAUGAUGCUCAUCUUGUUCGUGUAGGUGAUCUAAGCGUGGAAAACACCAGCUCUGCCGAUGGAGGUGAGGAGAUGGGAGUGAUCUGCCGAGCAAAGCGGAGUAGAUGCAUGUAUUUGCCACAGGACCAUAGUGAUUCUUUGGAUGACAGAGAGAAUCCUCGAAGCAUGAUGGAUAUUUCUCCUUCUACAUCUGGGGAGGGCAACCCUUACCCUAAUACUUGUCAGAUGGGAGGAAGUGCAUUUAGAUUAUCUGGAGCUGGUGACUAUGGUUCAUCUGAGUAUUAUUUAUCGGAAUCAGAGCCUGAUUCUUCAGAAACAGGGCAAAAUACGAAUGAUGAGAUGACUUCUCUUUCAGAAGAUUCGGAUGUUACGGGAUUGCAUAAAGCACAGGAACAUGGAAGCAUGAGUAGCGAGGAGCCUGAAUGUUCAGUACUCUCUGCAGAUGCAUCUCACGUACUUCCACAUGACCAUGUAUCUGAGAGUCGAGCCGUAUCCAAGUGGCAAUUAAAACGGAAGAGAAAUAUCCGGAAUCUCCCAAGAAGGCAUUUGGAUGCCACCGAUAGAAAAGCAUUAAUUGGCUCGAGUCAUCGAAUACAUCCUGUUGAAAGUGGAAACAUAUUUGGGCAAAGAUCAUCAAAGUGGGGUUCUCGUGUCCAUUACAGUGACUUAAACUAUAGUAUUGAUGAGGCUGAUGAGAAUGAAGAGUAUCUGGAAACCCAUCUCUUUAGAGACCUUGACUACCCUACUCCGAGAGUGAACUGUAGAGGUCAACAUUCUGGGAGUCCGAAAAUAAUUGAUUGUGAAGACAUGAGUUUCAGAGGGGCACGCUAUGAUCCAUUCUUAAUUGGCCGAAAUCCUCUUAGUGGGGCUAGGAGACCCGUGUUGUUUGAAGUGGAUCUAAAGGUCCAGGUGAGCUAUCAAAGAGAGCGAGUACCUAUUGUAGCUGUGACAAGCAAGUUAAAUGGGAAUUCAAUCAUUGGGCACUCCAUCCAGAUUGAAGCAAUAGAAGAUGGCUCAUCGGAUCAUCUUCUACCAUUGAAUCAUGAUAUGCCUGAGGAAGCAAUUUAUGGUAAUAGGAAGAUGGGUCUUCCCGCAGCAUGGAGGACUGCUAGGAGGACAGCCAACUUCCGGGUACCUCGUUCAAAUCCAUCAUCAGCGUUUGAUGGAGAUGAAGAUGAGGGCCUUCCAUCUGUAGAUCGAGAAAGGAAGUCCUUGAAGAGUGUAGGUGAAGGAGGUUUUAGUCAGAAAGGUUUCCUGGUGAGGAGGAGCCUUCCCCAAAUGGCUGCCCAGCAACCUAACAGGAAAAUCUCAAAGAAGUUGACAAAGAGAGUAAGCCUGUCAUCACGACAGAAAAUAAGGACUCUGUCCUCGAUUGCCAUUGAGCAGAAUUUUGGCAGUAAAUGCAUGCUUGGUCGAUCUGACAAUGGGAUGGGUGGACUGAUUGAACCGGGGUCAUCAAAACCAACUACGGUGGCUUGCAUUCCUGUGAAGUUAGUGUUCAGUAGGUUGCUUGAGAAGAUCAACAGGCCACCAUCAAAAGCAGUUGCUAACAUUUGUCGAUUGAAUGCAGAUUGUAGGGAGAAGUAGAUCUAGAGAUAUUUGUACAUUGUGUUGGAAGUUUUUAGAUAAAAGUAUAUUACAGAGCCUGCUGCGGAACACAGAAGCUCUCAGUUGCUGCCCUCACUGCCCCACUACUGCUGCCACAUCCUCGCUUUUUAAGACAUGAUAAGAGCCUACCUACACGGAACCGGGCCAUCCUUGGACGUGGUAUCCCAAAUAGAGAGGAAGGGGAGAGAGAAUUGAAAAAAAAAGAAAGGAAAAAUAAAUGCACUGCACUUUGACCAUCUAAGUAUUGGUAUCAUAGCAUUGGAAUUUAUUGAUGCUCAGGUUAGAAGCUGACCUCACAUCAUAGUAUUGGUAUUAUAGCAUUGGGAAUUUAUUAAUGCAUAUAGCAGGUGCCAUAGUGGCUUUUCUAGUUCUCCCUUCUGUUAGUUUAUCGGGGAAUAUUAUCUACAUGAGCAUGCACUGCUCUGGACUGAGCUAAAUAAUGGACUAGUGGAAGUUGCUGUUUUCAGUUAUAAUAAUUGUUAAGAGUAUGUCACGGGUGACAUUUUUCCUCUA